Messenger RNA from Pelagomonas calceolata, 1386 nucleotides. The record is from the annotation of a GenBank genome assembly. NCBI's taxonomy places the organism in Eukaryota, Pelagophyceae, Pelagomonadales, Pelagomonadaceae.
GCGGCUUGUAACACACUAGAAAACAGCUUUUGUCUAGCUGAAUUGAAGGUCAGACUCGCUGCAGACAUUGUAUUUCUUCGUUACACGACGACCAUGGUUGCAGUGCUCCGUGUUGCCGCACUGUUGCUCACGCGCUGCAACGCCUGGCACCUCGUAAGGCAUACAACCCCGCUGCAGCUUCGAGCAGCGAGCGAUGCCGUCGACACGAGCGCCGAAGCGCUCGCGGCGCUGCGCGUACCGGAACUCAAGGACAAAUGCCGCGCGCGAGGGCUGCGAGUCAGCGGCACCAAGGCAGCAUUGAUCGAACGAUUACUCGAGGCCGACGGCGCGGACGCAGAAGCACCGCAGGCAGGCUCCUGGGCCUCGCUGGGCCUCGACAGCGAAACGCAGCAGCGCCUACCACACAAAAACCCGACGCCGAUCCAGGCGGCGGCGUUCCAAGCAUUAAAAUCAGGUAAAGACGGCGUGCUCCACGCGGAGACGGGGUCCGGAAAAACGCUCGCGUACGCGCUACCACUACUGAAAAAGCGCGUGCUCGUCCUCACGCCGAGUACAAGUCUAGCGGACCAGAUCGCGGAAGUCGUCGAUCAAUUCACAGAGAGCUUUGCAGUGCAUACGCCGAAGGAAGUACUAAAAGCAGAGGACGAUCUAGAGUCGAUUGAUGUGAUUGUGUUGGAUGAGGUCGACGCAUUGUUGCGCGCGCCGGGGCGCUACGCGGCGGCGGAGCAGAAGAAGCAUCGGCGGGAAAGGCCCGCGGCGAAGAUAUUGAGACGUUUUAUACAGAGACGGCCGGACGCGCAAGUUAUUGGAGCGUCGGCGACGGUGGGCCGACCUUUGAGGCGCCACAUCGACGACAUCCUGAGGGACGCGGCGCCCUCAAAGCCGCGGUCUCCCAUAAAUGUGAUACGCGGCACGGAGCCGCCAUCAAAUGGAAGAGCGGUAACGGCGCCGUCAUCCCUAAAACACGUCAUAUCAAGUUUCUGGGACCGCGGGCCGGGCGAGCCGGACCUCGAUGCCUUGAGGACGGCGCUCGAUUCGCUAAAUGCGGCGCGUCCUUUAGUGGUAGUCAACGACGGCGACCCCGACCGCGUGUCGCGUUUUUUGAAGAAGAGCGGCUACGAUGAGGUGGACGUGCUGGCGCCGAACGAAAUACGAGGCCUCGACUUGAAUGGCGUCGACGUCGUCUUGAGUUUGGGCCGCCCGGCGACGUGCGACGACUAUUUGCACGUGGCCGGCCGCACGGCGCGCGCCGGCGGUUUUGGAUUGUGCUGCACGAUCGCCGCUCAUAGGGAUGCGAAGGCCGUCGCCGCGUUCGCCAGUCCCCUUGAUAUUGUCUUCGAGACCGUCGAAGACGCGGACGAGCUCUGGAAGUAUAGAAUGUGAAUG